CUCCCAAAACAGAGUUAUUUCCCCCAGAAUCUUUGUGAUAUCCUCCACUGUAUCCUUCAAUUCUCAACUAAAAAAACAUGUCUUCCCGCAGUGUUAUUACUUCAUGCAGUAGGAGGGCCUCAAAGUGGGGAGAUUGCCGUGAGGCCUGUUCACACAUUGACAUUUUUCGACGCCCAGGCGUUAAAUGCGGGCAGCGUGCUGAAUGAAAGUGCAAAUUCACUCCCUGACAAUAAGUGGGGUUUAUUUGAAAGCAGAAAUACUCCGGUACACAAGGUGGUGUUGCACAACUUUCCGUUUCUGAUACCUGCUCAACACUGACAAGAAGAAGAGAGACAGUAUUUACUUCUUUGCAAAAACCGUUCACACACAUUUAUCGAACUCGCUAAAACACGGAUGUACUUUUGUGAAAUCUGACUACGAGAUCCAAGCUUCUGACUGAAAACAGCAACUCAAACAACAAAACUCAGGAGCUCCGCAAUCUCCUGCCCAAAUAUCAAAACUCAAAGAGAGACCAAAGAAUUCACAAUCAUCCUUCUGAUCGCCAUGGCCUGUGAACAACGCUUGCGGACUCGUGAGGGGUCUUCGCAAAUGCUUCCUCGUGUAGUUGCCACAGAGCAGCAGUCACUGGUGGUUGUUAAGAAAUUACUUGCGAUUGCUGUCUCCAGCAUCACUUACCUUCGAGGUCUUUUUCCAGAAAAAGCAUAUGGGAGUAAAUAUGUUGAGGAACAGAAAGUGAUGAUUCUUCGAGAGGAGCGGACCUGCCCAGGUGCUAGUCAGAUUGUACAGUGGUUGCAGGGAUGCUUUGAUGCCCUUCAGAAGAGAUACCUCCGCAUUAUUUUAUUAUCUAUGUACUCUGAUCCAGAACACCCUGAGAAAGUAACAGAAUGCUACCAGUUCAGAAUUCACUACACUGAAAAGGGGCCUCGGCUGGAUUUUGAAAGUAAAAGCCAGAAGAAUGUGACUAAGAUGGACUGCAGUGACAUAAAGAAAGCGAGUAUUCUGUUGGUGCGUAAACUGUACACGCUGAUGCAGAACCUCGGCCCACUCCCUGAUAGUGUGUGCCUCAACAUGAAGCUCUCCUACUACGAUGAUGUGACUCCAUAUGACUACCAGCCACCAGGCUUUAAAGAAGCGGAAAACAGCAUGUUGGUAUUUCAGAAAGAGCCGGUGAAUCUGACCAUGGGAGAAGCUGUUACGCCUUUCCACACCCUAAAAGUGGAUAUCACCACUGAGAGAGAGAGACUGGAACAGGUAGAUGAUGAUGAGCCAGUAUGUGCCCGAGAUAGAUGGACUUUGAAAAUAAAUGAAGAAAUGGUUUGUGUGUCAAAGCAGGAGUUUGUAACCAAAGAAAACGUUGUUACUGAUGCUGGCAUUGAGAACUCAGAUCUGAGCAAAGAGGAGAUGCUGGAGAAUUCACAAUUCAUGGCAGACAGUCUUGUAAAGAAGACAGCUGAUCUAGAUGUGACUACCAGGAAAACAAGGAGCGGCCGAGUCUUCAACUCCUCAUGCAAUAAAGGUGGUACUGUGCCUUCAUCCACAGCAAAGAAACCGGUUUCUCAGUUUCAGUUUCUACUUAGUCAAGACCCUUUGCCUGCUGCUCCAAAGAGGCGCAAAUUCAGUGUCCCUAAAGAAAGCCACUGACAAAGUGCUACAAAACAUCAUAGUGUACCCAGGACAGCUGGAGCAUAUUAGCCUAGCCUUUACAAUGAUGACAUUGUAAAGCAACAAAUGCUCACAGUAGUUUUGUCUCUGAACUACAUAGCAUGAAUUCCAGAUGUUACACGAUAUGUUGACAUGGAUUAAUAGUAGUUAAUUGUACUUGUAUUUCAGGGAUGAUGUGUUUGUUUUUACAUGUUAAAUAAGUCAAACCUGUAUUCAAGCAUACAAAUAGCAGUUGUUUUGAUACUUCAAUGUCCAAGUAUUGUUUUA
Molecule: messenger RNA, 1929 nt
Organism: Ictalurus furcatus (blue catfish)
Lineage: Eukaryota; Metazoa; Chordata; Actinopteri; Siluriformes; Ictaluridae
Gene: hormad1
Product: HORMA domain containing 1
Exons: 17
Coding region: 544-1641 (365 amino acids)
Source: RefSeq, a predicted model, not a curated record